UCCCUCUCUCUCUCUUCAGUGCCAUCACCAUCUCUCUCUCUCUCUCUAGCAUUGCUCUUGCUUUCUCUCUCCUCGAGGAGCUUGAGGAGCUUGGCCUCUUCUUCUUGCUCCUCAUUUGCUUUGGCUUUUUGGAGGCUAUAUAAAGCUGAGGGGAGUAAGCGAGUUUGAUUGAACCCCACCAAAAACCCCAUCUUUUUUUUCUUUUCUUUUCAUUUUCGUUCUUCCCUCGCUGCGGCUUUCAAUUUCGCGGCUCGUGUUCUUCUCUUCUCGGUGCCCCUGCCUUGGCUCUCCUCCGAUCAAAUGCGGCGAGAUCUGCGCGCGUGAAGGCGUCGGCGCGGGGGCCCAAAGAUCGAUCCUUUGCUGAUCGGGAGUUUGGGUGGGGGGAAGCGAGUUCUUGGAUCUUCGCGGUGGUUUCUUGGGGGCGUCUCUCGUAGGAAAAAGGGAUGGAUCAGUAUGAGGUGCUGGAGCAGAUUGGGAAAGGGGCGUUUGGCUCGGCGUUGUUGGUGAGGCACAAGCUGGAGAAGAAGAAGUAUGUGCUGAAGAAGAUUCGGCUUGCGCGGCAGACCGACCGCACCCGCCGCUCUGCGCACCAGGAGAUGCAACUUAUUGCGACGGUCAGGAAUCCGUUUAUCGUGGAGUACAAAGAUUCAUGGGUGGAGAAGGGUUGCUAUGUCUGCAUUGUUAUAGGAUAUUGUGAGGGAGGAGACAUGGCUGAAGCUAUUAAAAGAGCUAAUGGUACAUAUUUCUCUGAGGAGAAGCUUUGCAAAUGGCUUGUGCAACUUCUCAUGGCUCUAGAUUAUUUACAUGCAAACCACAUUCUUCACCGAGAUGUCAAGUGCUCCAAUAUUUUCAUUGCCAGGGACCAAAGUAUAAGACUUGGUGACUUUGGGCUUGCAAAAAUAUUGACUUCUGAUGAUCUGGCAUCUUCUGUAGUAGGAACACCAAGUUACAUGUGUCCAGAACUUCUUGCUGAUAUACCAUAUGGUACCAAGUCAGAUAUUUGGUCUCUAGGAUGUUGUAUAUAUGAAAUGACCGCGCUCAGGCCUGCAUUUAAAGCUUUUGACAUGCAAGCGCUGAUUAACAAGAUCACGAAAUCAAUAGUCUCACCAUUACCCACUAAAUAUUCUGGUGCCUUUAGGGGACUUAUUAAGAGCAUGCUGCGGAAAAGUCCAGAGCACAGACCUAGUGCUGCACAGCUACUCAAGCAUCCACAACUUCAGCCUUAUGUGCUGCAAGUCCAAUUGAAAUCUAGUCCUACUCGCAACAUACUUCCAAUCCAUCAAUCUUUGACUGACAAAGUUAAGAAGAUGACAUUUCCUAGUGACGUGGUUGAUUCUGCACGCAGAAGAAUGGCCAGGAGGAACUCUCUGGGAAAUGAGAGGACUGUGACAUUUAGCAAGCCAUCUCCGGAACGGAAUUCAGUUAGCUCUACACGGAGCAUCAAAGAAUACACAACCACCCAGAGUGUCAAAGGGCUCUCUGUUGACAGUAGUGAGGCUGGGGAUGAGGUUACCAGUAAAGCCAUCAUAACAAAGACAUCAAGCAUCCUAAGGACGCCCAAGAGCUUGCCAGCCAAGACUUAUACAGCUAGAAAUCAGCUUGAACCUCCCAAAACAUCGUAUAACAGAACAUACCGCUCUGAGCUGCCCUCAAAAACAACUCCAAACAAAAUUGCCCGACCAGCAAGAAGAGCAUCACUCCCGCUGUCAACAUAUGAAACACCCACCAAGCGCAGCAUCAGCAUUCUGGAACAACUAGACUCCCCUGACGUCUCUGUGAAUGCCCCUCGAAUCGACAGAAUUGCGGAAUUCCCACUGGCAUCGUCUGAGGACCCCUUGCUCCCCAUCCACAACAAGCUCUCUCCUGGCCAUGGCUCAUGUUCCACUCCUCCCUUUAUCAACCGGUCAAUCACCAAGGACAAAUGCACGAUCCAGGUGUUACGCACCGAUGGGGACAACGGGAGCGACUCCUCAGGCCGCAACGCCACUGCUGCCUCGAGCCGCGGAUCCAAUGACUCCAGGCAGCAGCGGUUCGACACCUCGUCGUUCCAGCAGCGUGCCGAGGCAUUGGAAGGGCUGCUGGAGUUCAGCGCGCAGCUGCUGCAGCAGGAGAGGUAUGAGGAGCUGGGCAUUCUGCUGAAGCCAUUCGGACCGGAGAAAGCGUCUCCCAGGGAGACGGCCAUCUGGCUCACAAAGAGCUUCAAGGAGACGGCAUCAUAGCGCCACCUUGUAUCAGGCGCGUCUAAAAUCGCCAGUUUUGUCAUGUGCAAUAUUAGCUCAGGUAGUGGUAAACAAUAUUUAGGAUUUGAGACUUUUAGCUGUUGGGAGGCAGCACCAUCUCAGUGUUGCUGUUAACUCAAAAUCUACUUCUAGCUCUAGCUAGUUUCCAGUUUUUUACUUUCUAUUAGGAAUCAGCAAUCAGCAGCAGGAGUUGUAGUAGUAGAACUGUAAGUUAAGCUGAAGAUCUUGCAAGAUCUUAGAACCUUUGUAAUCAUGUGGCACCUGCAAUCAUGUAGUGAUAUAAAUGUGGGGUUAAGGAUAUCCA
Oryza sativa Japonica Group (Japanese rice) is the source of this 2544-nucleotide messenger RNA. Lineage: Eukaryota; Viridiplantae; Streptophyta; Magnoliopsida; Poales; Poaceae. The record is from RefSeq and is a predicted model, not a curated record.